Messenger RNA from Penicillium angulare, 846 nucleotides. RefSeq lists its product as uncharacterized. The record is from RefSeq and is a predicted model, not a curated record. NCBI's taxonomy places the organism in Eukaryota, Fungi, Ascomycota, Eurotiomycetes, Eurotiales, Aspergillaceae. The coding region runs from base 1 to 846 and encodes 281 amino acids. The transcript has a single exon.
AUGCAGCUCCGGAGACAGCGUGAAAUUGACAUUAUCAAACAGGAACGCUCGAGAAGGCGUGAAUCCAAUCAUGCCAAGGGACGCAUGUCCAUUUCUAUGUACCACAUAGUUACAUAUGGACAGCAAUACACCACUCUUCCAAAUGCAUGGGGACGCGGGUUCAGUUACAUGAGGGUACAUAACAAUCAAGACUGGUUAGAUAGAGAAGGCGACAUCAAUAUCGGGACAAGCCCCCUCAAGGCCAGAAUCGAAGCGGUUGCCCGAAGGAACCAUCUGCAAGACCUGAAGAUUACAGGACGCCGCGUGUGGAACGAUAAACUUCGGCCAUUUGAGCUUGAAAAAGGCUCGCUAAGGGUCAUCUUCAUCUCAUUCAGCAAUAUCGAUAUCUCUGACCGGGAACUCAAAGCCACUGGAGAUGAAAUUGAUGACCUAGUCCAACGGUCAGAAAACAGGGAUGACAGAAUCCAUCUCCACCCCUCUAGAGCCCCAAGAUUCUAUGCAACCGUACCCGAAGGAAGGCAUUGGGAUCGAGCCAAGCAGUGUUUGUCUAAGUGUCAGCCUGAAAUAACCCAGUAUCUCACUUAUCAUGUCGCCAUUGGGUUGUUUAAUGUGGGCAUAAUACAGGAGGAUCAACAUCCUUACCCUUGUCUGUUAAUCGAGGUGACACGUGAUACCUUUAUGAAUUGGUAUGGAUUCCGGCAGUGGGUUCGAAACAUGUUCCGGGGAUAUGGGGCCACUAUUGAAGUCGAGUUUUGCUGUGAUUUGGCCUUCUUUCACGACCCUGAUUCCGGCAAGCAGGUCGGCGUUUUCAGGCAUCGAUACAGCCUGCCAGAUCAUUCGCUUUGA